Molecule: messenger RNA, 426 nt
Organism: Drosophila teissieri
Lineage: Eukaryota; Metazoa; Arthropoda; Insecta; Diptera; Drosophilidae
Gene: Pburs
Product: partner of bursicon
Exons: 2
Coding region: 1-426 (141 amino acids)
Biological process (GO): G protein-coupled receptor signaling pathway
Cellular component (GO): extracellular region; bursicon neuropeptide hormone complex
Molecular function (GO): neuropeptide hormone activity; G protein-coupled receptor binding
Source: RefSeq, a predicted model, not a curated record
AUGCAUGUCCAGGAACUGCUCUUCGUGGCCGCGAUCCUAAUGCCCCAAUGCCUGCGGGCAUUGCGCUACAGCCAGGGAACCGGCGACGAGAACUGCGAGACUCUCAAGUCGGAGAUCCACUUGAUCAAGGAGGAGUUCGACGAGCUGGGCAGGAUGCAGAGGACCUGCAACGCCGACGUCAUCGUCAACAAAUGCGAGGGACUGUGCAACAGCCAGGUGCAGCCAUCGGUGAUAACGCCCACGGGGUUUCUGAAAGAGUGCUACUGCUGCCGCGAAAGCUUCCUCAAGGAAAAGGUCAUCACCCUAACCCACUGCUACGACCCGGACGGAACCCGCUUGACCUCUCCGGAAAUGGGCAGCAUGGACAUUCGUCUCCGGGAGCCCACCGAGUGCAAGUGCUUCAAGUGUGGCGACUUUACACGUUAA